This is a messenger RNA of Oxyura jamaicensis (ruddy duck), 1447 nucleotides long. It is a transcript of the gene TSPO, whose product is annotated as translocator protein. NCBI's taxonomy places the organism in Eukaryota, Metazoa, Chordata, Aves, Anseriformes, Anatidae. Bases 342 to 842 code for a protein of 166 amino acids. The record is from RefSeq and is a predicted model, not a curated record. The transcript is spliced from 4 exons. Gene Ontology annotation, molecular function: cholesterol binding. Gene Ontology annotation, cellular component: membrane; endoplasmic reticulum.
AAAAAAGCAUGAGUUUCUCAACAGUUAGCUGAAAUACAAAGGCAACAAUGCACGACUACAUCCUGCUCUAUGUCUGCCUCUGCUUGUAACAUAAGCAGUGGUGAUACCUCGUGCUCAACCAAGAGCAGACACCCCAGUGGCAAGUUAUUAGGCUGGCCAGUCUGCAGUUACACCUCAGUGAGGUGUAAUGAACUGUUGCUCUCACUGCAUUCAGGCUGCACUGCAGAGCUUUGAGGUGCUGUUUCUGGCAGCUCUGGAAGCCAGAGGUGCCCCCUUUUGCGCAAGGCCAGGGUUGCAGCUCAUCCUACGUGCGCCCACUAUGCACCAGAUUCACUGUCUCAAUGGAAGAGGUACCAGCCUGGGCCCCAGCAGUGGGCUUCACACUCUUGCCCCAUGCAGGAGGAUUUUUAGGAAGCACAAUAACCAAAAAGGAAAUUUUGGUGUGGUAUGAGUCUCUGCAGAAGCCAUCCUGGUGUCCACCUAACUGGGUGUUUGCUCCUGUUUGGGGAACUCUCUAUACAUCUAUGGGAUACGGCUCUUACCUGAUAUGGAAGGAAUUGGGAGGCUUCAAUGAAAAGUCAGUGGUUCCUCUGGGCCUGUAUGCAGGGCAGCUGGCAUUAAACUGGGCAUGGACUCCGAUAUUUUUUGGAGCUCACAAAAUGGGAUGGGGGCUGGUGACUCUCCUGCUCACAACUGGUACUGCAACAGCUACAACUGCUUCCUGGUAUACUAUCAACAAAACAGCAGCUUAUUUGAUGGUUCCUUAUUUAGCUUGGCUAACUAUGGCUUCUGCACUUAAUUACCGUAUCUGGAAAGACAAUUGUGACAAGAAAUCUGAAUAAACAGCUUUUAGCUGAAAAUAUUUUUUCCUUAAGAAUUUUCUAAAUAAAAAAAUGACUUUUUUUUUAAGCUAAAUUACUUACACCGUUACUAUUUGCUAAUAAGUUUGGUAACUGCAGUCCUUGUUUGAAACAAAUGUGUCUUAACUGGGUAAGUCACACAGGAGUUUUAUAGUAAAUUAAAUGAUAGUGCUGAUUGAAAGGUACUAGUUUUCAAUAUUAUAUUACAUUUUACAUGACAACAGCAUUUUAACCGUUACCAGAAAUAAGCACAAAUUGCAACCUCACUACAUUCAGAUGAAGAAAUCCAGCUGUAUAUAAAUACAGCUUCCAGAAAGCUGUUCCAAACAGUUGCAGCCAUGAUUGUGGCCCGAGUCUUUCAUGUGUAUCACUAUACGGAGUGCUUUAGUGUUGUGAAGUGUCUCACUACAGCUGCCAGAUAUUUGUCCUGUAAUCAUUGUAUGUUGCAAGUAUUCAAGACCAAAUCUUUUUCAUAAUUUGUGCCUUGACACUUUGGAGCAUUGUACAGUCUAGGUGUCAGCUAAAUGUAUUAAACUACAUGUAAACUUACUUUCUUCCUCUAUUUUUAUCGUUUCUGAACAAAAAAA